GAUUCCACACAUCCUUCUCUUAAGCCAAUGUGGGCUGAUUGUACCCACCAAUCAGAGGCUUGCUCUAAUGGAAGGUGUGAAUUUGCUGUCAGCAGUGGGUGUGUUGGCCCUGGUCAACCUGAAGCAGACCCCCUCGAGAAGAGGGCUGAGAAUGAGCCUUGGUUGGCCCGGAAAAAUACCAGGCCACCCAGAUAUGUAAACAACCUACGCUACCCGGCCCGGGCCGACCCGAUACAGAUGGGAAUGGCCCAAUAAUCUCACCAAAUCUUGGCAAGCAUUGAUACCAGAUAUUAUUUAUUGGCAUUACUUAAUAACCUGCUACAUGUUAUUGUUAAUAAAUGGCAAAACAGUAUUUGGCAGCCACCAAUUGUACAAGUUGUUCCACUUAAGAUGAGAGAGUUCUGUCAUUUUCAUCAUAGGUACAUUUCAAAUGUGAGACAGUAAGUAAAAUAAAUCCAGGAAGUCACAAUGUAUGAUUUUUAAAGAACUUAUUUGUCCAUUGCUGCAGAAAACAAGUGUUUAUCAACUAAAAAAAUUUUUUCUUCAAGAAGUUGUUCUAUCUCGUUACCAAUGGCGGCUUGUCCAUAGGGAGCGCUAGGGUGCCACCCUACCAUUCUCUCAGGAAGAGGAUGAAAAGAAGAAGAAGAUAGAAAUCAUAAAAUAUUUUUAAAAAAUACAUGAAAAUUAAACUAAGUGAUCUAUAAAUCACACAGACUACAAAUGCUGUGUAUAAUCUACAUUUAAGUGUAGUUUUAAAAAAUUGUUUACACUUUUGCCACAGAACCGGAAAUUCUCAACAGUUCACUGUCCUUUGUUGUUGUAGAACAGAUGAGUGCACCUCUUGGAGUUUUUUUUAUUAUAAAGAAACAGAAAAUGGUGGAAUGUGGCAUCAGGGACUUAUAAACAUUCUACAGCAGGUAAAAAAACACAAGACAGUCAAAAAUCAGCUCAGUGUGACAUUUGAACAUUGGAUUACAGAACCAAGUGUUUUUUACUAUAACAUGGACAUCAUGACCAAAAAUCAGCUAACGUAAGACUGUAGGUAGAGUUAUAGUAAUUAUGUUGUUGUAAAGAAGUGAGUCCAAACUUUAAUUUAAGCAGUUCUUUAUGUGGAAAGCAUCAUAUUGCAUUGUUGCUACUUUGAGUUUGGCUUUUUUCAGCCAUUUUAUUUAGUGUCAUUGUUGAGGUAGAAAAUGUGGAUUCUAUCAUAAGAUUGGUAAACUCACAUCGCCUAGUAGUGAUUGAUAUGUGGUUAGCGCUAACAUCUAGAAACAGCAUAAAUGCGCCCCACCAAAAAUUAAAUUCACCAGCCGCCACUGCUCGUUACUGGUAUUAGUGGCACCUGUUUUAACUCAAUAUUGGUAAAAAUAAUAAACCACCUGUCCACACUUUCAAACAGUCAGACUCUAACCUCCAGCAUAGCCAAGACCAGAGAGCUCUCCAUGGACACCAGGGACAAACAGUCUAUAGGCUAGCAGCUUGGCUGAAUUAAUUCUGUAUAUGAAAUGUCCUAAAUAAAUGAAGCUGCUUUAAUGAGAAACUGUUGGAGGGUUUAUUAGAAAAAGCAAUAAAAACAAGAUCACUGACAGUUUCCCUCGACAUGGGGCUUCAUGCAUGAUCUCAUCUUAUGGGCUACAAAUGAUCUCGAGAAAGGUGAAGAAACAGCCCAGAACUACACUGGGAGGAUUGGUCCUGAAGAGAGCUGGGACCACAGUAACAAAGGUUAUGAUUUGUGCUUGAAGAGGUUUGCCAGAGAUUAUCUGGAUGAUCCAGAGGAGGAUUGGGAGAACGCCAUGUGGUCAGAUGAGUCCAAAAUAGAGCUCUUUGCUAUAAACACCAUUCACAAUGUUUGGAAGGGAAGAUGGCUGAGUUUUAUACCAAGAACACCAUACCCACUGUGAGGUAUGAGGGUGGUAACAUCAUGCUUCGGGGCUGCUUUUCUUCAAAGGGUACAGGAUGACUGUUCUGGCCGCCACCUCUCCGUCCCAGGGGUUGAAGUUCAGCACCACAGACAGAACUUGUUUCUGAUGCUCCUGUUCAGCGCAACGGACAAGGGCACGCCGACUAUGAACUUCCACCACCGCUUCCUCUUGGAUGCGGCCGGCGCAGCUCUUCAAGGUUGCCCUAAUGAUACCUAAGGAAUGGCUCUCAGUUAUUCUGGGGGUCUUGGAUCUGUGCUGAUGUUCCCUGAUCACUCCGUCUAGCAAUGCUAGUGAUCCGAUAAGCUGAGUGCUUUGGAUGACCGCUUGUGGGGUUACCGUUUAAAUCACCCUAUAGCUUUGACAAUAGUAUUCUGUUUGUAGUUGUACUUGUUGUAAUUGUUGAAGUGUGCUACCAUGUAGAUUGCCUAGGUAAUUUGGUUUUGGUGGGCUGUCACACCACUCAUUUUUAGAUCAACAGUUGAGCAAUAUUCUAAUCAUUUUUUCUCCUCAAGGUUAUUUUUAGUUAUUGUUGGUCCAAUUAGCUUAGAGGCAUUUUGUGUUGGAUAUCAAUAUACAGUAUAUUUAGCAUUGAGUUUACAAUUAGCAGUGACAAAAUAAAUCCUUAGUUCAUCUUUUAAAGUUGCACGUGUCUCCUUUAUUCUAAACUAAUGAUUAUACAUGACAAGAUAUGAAUAAUGAGAUGUGAUGGAGUGGAUAUUCUGUGAUGGAAUGUGAUGUGUAGGUGGCGUGAUGUAAGCUAGAUGUUUAUCAGAACCUUUGUAUCUUACAGAAAUUGUGAAAUCAUGGGUGUAAAAGAAUUUGUUGUCUGCUAUAAACUAGACAGUUGAUUAUUAAUAAAACAACAUCUGACACAAUCUGUUGUGUCUACAAACCCUGGCGGAGGCCCCCAGCAGAUCCGGACUGCCAGGAAGUCGGGUGAACCUCACGGCACCGGGAUGUCGUAGAUUAAACUCCGAUACGACCCGUCCAGUCUUGAGAUGUCUCCAGGUCACAACAGUAGCUGGAAUGCUUGUUUGUAUCCAAAGUGGAUGUGGCGCUUAGGGAGCCGUCUGGCUGUGUCAGCUUGCAUCGUGCAAACAGGUUUUUGACUGUAUGUCAAAAGAAAUGUCUCAAGGAUGCUUGUUCCAAAUUGGCGGGUCUGAACUCCGCUAGAAACUGAAUUACUCAGGAAGUAAUUCUUGUUUUAGUAACUCAUUCACUGCCAUUGACGAAUGAAGUCGUCAUUUUAGAUCCAACUGUUCACUGCCCAUGACGACUAAAGUCGUCAUUUGCAUUUAUUUACUGUGUGGGCAUCUGAACGAGCCUCCGCACCGAGAGAACAAACAUCUCAGCUCUGAAGCCGAUCUUCCCCCGCAUACGUCACACGUCACAUGAUCAGGAAGCAGAAAAUCCAUGUUUUAGGAGAUCGUUUUGGGCCGUUCCUGUAAAAAAAAAGUGAGGCACGAACUGGAAAAGCGUCUGACAAUCACAAUUCAACAACAAAUUAUGGAAGAACGGACAACACUCGAAACACGCGGAUUCUUCCUGAUGUAAGAGGUGAGUCUCCGCUUUGUUUUGGUUGUUUUGGCGUCAACAUCAUCCUAGCGCACAACGUUCUGUGACUCUUAAAAUAACAGUGAAAACGGCGAGAAAUGCUGGCAGCGAAGGCCUUUAGCAAUCAGGAAACGGCUGGCAGCGAAUGAGUUAAACUACUUUGUUAUGAUUUCUGGCCAUUCUGGCAAAUCAGAAUGUGCCAUGUCUGGAAGGCUCUACCAAAACAUUCCUCAGAAAACCGCACCUUCCUUCAGAUACAAGAUGUUUUUAUCGGUUUGAAAGAGGAUGGUUUAAAAUACUUAUGUGAGGUGAACUGUAACCUUAAUUUGUAUCUUAUGAAGAUGUGUAUGAGUUUAGACAAUGAUUAACUUGUUAAAUCAAACACAUACUGAUCAUAAGAUCUGCAAUGGAUCGUUGUAAGAGCAAUAUUCAUUUCAACUUCAUUGAUUUAAGCACAGAUUAUUCAAACAUUUUGUUUGAACAUCUUGUUCAUUCAACCAUGUGAUUAAUUAACUUUUAAGUUGUAAAGCCUUGUAGGAUUUGUGUAUAUUCACUUUUAUUCCCAGUGAGGAAUCCAGCAGUCUGGGGCAGAGAGAUAUUUGACAUUUUAUUUAUGUCUGCAUUGAAGCACAAUGGAUCCUCCAGCUGGUGUAACCUUGACUUUGCAGCUCUGGUGUGUAUGAAAGGUUACUGUGUCAACUUGAUGGUGAAAAUGUACCCUUUUGAUUCAUUACAAUAUCGUAUGAUUUCUUGUAUUAUUUUUUCUUUGACAUUCUGAUUUUCACGGUUGAACCUAUGACGGAAAGUACAGGCCUCUCUCAGCUUUUUCAGUGGCAUACCAUAAAUCCUCUAAUACAGGCCCGGGCCUGUAUUUUACUCAAGCUCAUCAAGCUCCAGGAUUUUAUUGGAAGGAGGGCCAGAAUUAGAGGCAGGACUCAAUUUCUAUUUGAGUUUGGUUGGUUCGCUGGAGUUUUUGACAAUUAAAAUUGCGCCCACAUUUUGAAAGUUAAACACAUUUUUUAACAACGGUAGUUUCUGCUUCAGCCCUCUCCCCCCUCCCCCUGCGUAGCAGUCGCAAACUCACUGAUGCGCCUGCAGCCUCUCAGAGUUCCUGCUGCUCUAAACAUUAAAACAAUAAUUUCAUUUUCUGUUCCUCACUUCUGAUUACCUUCAAUGGUGUCUGUUUGUUGCAACCUCCAGGUACAAAAACUAACUUGUUUUUAUUUGACUAUUUUUCUGUCCUGUCUGUUUAUUAUCUUCCUGCAUCUCCUCUCAAUCCUAAAGAAAAACUGCUACCUGGCUUCAUAUAUAUUCACCUCAUGAGUUACCUUUGAACUGCAGUUCUAAAAGAUCUACCGACCGUAAAAACAGCGGGGUGUGCGCUGCUCGCCGGCCGCACCGGUGAGGUGCGUCACCGGAGGACAAAACAGGUGAUGCGCCCCGCUCCACAGCAGCGAAAAGCAUCAGGCACAAAUAAAAGACAGAAAACAUAAAAGGAAAUGAGCCGACAUAAACAAACGCGUGUUAAAUUAGUUUUUGAGGUGGCGACACCAGAUUUGAUAAUGUUACUGUGGUCGUGCUCAGGACGCAGAUGUCUGGAGCGCAUCAACAAUCAGAGCUUUGCAUGCGCAAGCUGGUUAAGGUUAGGAUGGGGGUGAGGGGAAGGUUAAAUUGCAAGAGGGCAAAGGUCACAAUUUGGUUAAAUGUCCGUUUUACGGCGGGUGUCAGUACCGACGCUCUGGCACAGCGCGUUGCCUCCCGACGCGCAGGGGCUCAUCACCUGCUGACAGCAGGCUGCUGUCUUUUCCGUGGACUGCAUCUUGCCGGUCAUUAUCAAGUGACAGCGACUAGUCGAUGACAGGCAUAAAAAGUCACUAUAGAGCGGUGAAGUCGACUAGUGACUAGUUCAUACAACCCCUGCUACUGCUCCCCAGAGUGUUCUGCAGCAUAAUCAGCACGUUCUCUUUGAACUUGAUAUCAAAUUUUCGCCUCCUCUUCGUCUCCGCACCUGCCACGGUUAAAGUUACCCUCGCGGUCUAUCACUGGCAAAUCAAAAGUGAGACGGAUGACACAACGGCCCCCCUGUGGUACUUGCUUGUUACCACAUUCCACCCGGCCGCAAUAAAAAACCGGCCAUUAUUCACCUCCGCCGACUCCAACACCGGCCAAAAUGUAAUACCCGGCUGUUAAUUGAAUACAGGCCAAUAUUAGAGGACUUACGGUAACUUGCACAAUCUAUGGCUGCCAAAUACUUCUUUGCCCAACUGUACACAAGUAUUUCGGUAACACCUUACAAAAAGGACCCCUUUAUUAAUGUUACUUAGUGCGUUAUUAAACAUUAAUAAACAAUAAAAUAAAUUAUUAGCAACUGCUUAAUAUUAAUGUUAAUAUAAAAUAAUGCAUUACUAAGCAGAUACCCCUCCCCUGGCCCUUUGUUCUACCCUUAAGGACUCUUAAUGGUUGACAAUAUUGGGAACGGUAAUAACGGGAUACUUUGUCUAUUAAUGCUUAACUCAUUCGCUGCUAGCGUUUCUCACCGUUUUUACUGUUUUUUUUUUAAGACUCACAGAACGUUGCGCACUAGGAUGAUGUCGACGCCGAAACAUUCAGAACAUUCAAAACAAAGUGGAGACUCACCUCUUACAUCAGGAAGAAUCCGUGCGUUUCGAGCGUUAUCCAUUCUUUCAUAAUCUGUUGUUGAAUUGUGAUCGGCAGAAGCUUUGCCGGUUCGCUCCUCACUUUUUUUUUACAGCAGCGGCCCAAAACAAUCUCCUAACACGUGGAUUUUCUGCUUCCUGAUCACGUGAUGUGUGACGUACGCGGAUGAAGAUCGGCUUUAAAGCUGAGAUGUUUGUUCUCACGGUGCAGGGGCUCGUUCCGACGCCCGCACAGGAAAAACAUGUAAAUGACGACUUAAGUCGUCAUUGGCAGUGAACAGUUGGAUUUAAAAUGACGACUUUAGUCAUCAAUGGCAGUUAAUGAGUUAAUAAUGGUUAAUAAAGAAACCCUUAUUGUGAGGUGUUACCUGUAUUUCUUGCAAUUUUGCUCUUUAGUUGCUUUUUAACAGUAACAAACUUUUCCCACAGUUCUCUAUAUAUCUAAUAUUCUCUUCACCUGCUCAUCUGGUUGUGAGACUCUUGAUCUCCUUCUGUAAGUUUUGCUGAUUUAAACACAAAAAAUCUCAUUGUUUUCCAGACUUUUUUGGUCUGAUCAGUACACUAGGUGAAGAGCAAGAAUAUGUUUUACUGGUUUUGUGUGGAUCAAUCUGCCCAAUGUUGGAAACAUAUCUAUAAAACAAUAAACUUUACUUAGCUUUCAUUACUAAAGCGUGUUUUUCCAGUUAUUAUUUAUUUACCAAAAACCAAAAGGUUUUGUACUCAGACUGCAGACUGUAAGGAAUAUAGGAGUUCUAUUGGCUAACAGGUAUUUAAUGAUGACUGAUUUGUCAAUAAAAAUGUAUUAUUUUUUUUUCAUCAAACAAUUUUCACUGACAAAGGAUCCAAAAUUUGUCUUUGGAGAGAGACGGCAUGCCCCGCCAUGUGUUUGUGCGCCUCUUGCCCACUCUCUCCAGCGUGGCUUGUUUGUCUCCCUCCCUCUCAUUUUCGAUGCCAUCUCCCACUCAUCCUCCCUCACUCUUUUUAUCUGCUGGCUCUCUCACUCACUCCCCCCCCCCCCCCCCCUCCUCAUAACAUUCACUUCCUGACAACCGCUGCCAAAGGACUAACAAGAGCAGCACAUCCCCAGAUUCCACCACUGAACGAGGGUCUGGGGAAAAAACACACACAGAUGAAAGGGAAGAAGAGAAAAGUUCUAAGUGUAGCUGAGGAUGUUUUAGAUGUGGUUGCUUGUAGAUUCAGCAGUAAUGGCCUCCAAUAUGGAUUAAUCAAGGUUGACUGAAGUCAACAGGAGAGAACCAACUACUUUCUUGGAGUGGUCCUGAAUCAGAAGCUCUUGGUUUGAAUGAAAGUCUGGAGCAGAGUGGAAGAAAACUGCUGGUCUGGACUCGGUCAAAGUGUUGAGAUUGGGUGCGGUUGUGCUGCUGGCCGGGCUCGGGCCAGCCCGACUCGGAUCAUUGGCGUCGUGCUGAGCGAUGACAUACAGCGGUCCACCAAGAUGCUGAGUCUGGAUGGACUGGAGAUGAUCGCUGUCCUGGUGGUCAUGGGUCUCUUCAUCAAAGUCCUGGAGCAGUUUGGGAUGUUCGAGCCAGUUGGCGGGGAAGACAGCGUGGAAGAUGACUUUGAGUUAUCCACCGUGUGCCAUCGCCCUGAAAGCAUGGACAAGCUGCAGGAGCAGACAAAAUUUACCAAGAAGGAGUUGCAAGUGCUCUACAGGGGCUUCAAAAAUGAGUGUCCGAGUGGAGUCGUGAAUGAGGAGAACUUUAAGACUAUUUACUCCCAGUUCUUCCCUCAGGGAGAUUCAAGUAUGUAUGCACAUUUCCUGUUUGAAGCCUUCGACACGAACAAGAACGGCUCGGUUAGUUUCGAGGAUUUUGUUUUUGGUUUGUCCAUCAUCCUGAGAGGGACGAUUAAUGACCGGCUAAACUGGGCGUUUAACCUCUAUGACCUAAACAAAGAUGGCUGCAUCACCAAAGAGGAGAUGCUUGACAUCAUGAAAUCCAUCUAUGACAUGAUGGGAAAGUACACGUACCCCACCAUGCAGGACGACGCUCCAAUAGAGCACGUAGAGAACUUCUUCCAGAAAAUGGACCAAAAUAAAGACGGGGUGGUCACCAUAGACGAGUUCAUUGAUUCUUGUAAAAAGGAUGAGAACAUCAUGCAGUCCAUGCAGCUGUUUGACAACGUCAUCUAAGGAUCUGGAGCAGUGAAGACGCUGGCUUGAGGGAGAGGUGUGUGAUGGUGGAAGGAACAUGGAAAAGACAAUACAAAGCUUGUGAAUGUGUGAAUGUGUGAAUGUGUUUGGUUGAAAAACGUGUGUCUAUGUUGAGAGCUGUGAAUCUUGAUGGUGCAGCGAGGCCCUCUCCCUCCUCCUGGACCCCGGUGGCAUUUUUUCAAGUGACAACGGAGUUUCCCUGGCUCCAGUACUCAUCAUACUGAACCUUACUUAGUUUUUAUCCUUGAGCAAAGACAGAGAUGGCUUGAAAUGGGCUUGCAGUGGCCGACGCACUCAACAAACCCACCAGAUUUGUUGGAGCAUUAAAAAUUUUUUUUAUAAUCGGUUCUGGUGGCGCAGCUUUCAUCGCCUGUAAAGGCCCAAUCCAGGGGAGAGAAGUUACCCUUGGCCUUCGUGUAAACUCACUUUUCUCCCCAGUAUUAUGCUUUAAAAUUGGAUUUGUGAUUCUUAUCCUGCCUCCUGUGCAUGUGGGAAUCCCAGAGCUGCCUCUAAAGCUGAAAAUGAGGCCAUCUGGUGAACAAAAGAGAAAAAGACACUUCUUCAGGAGCGUGAGAAACAAAUUUAAAGAUCCAGCGUCACAUGUGGUGGUCUAAAGCUAUUGAUUUCCACGAUGAACUGAUUUCAGUAUCGCAUGAUGAUGUCACUAAUAUCUAAUUACCUAUUUAAAGAGAUACUCCAAAGUCUGCUCGUCUGUCUGCCGUUCCUAGUCAUUCACAGGUGCCUCACCCUUUGUGUAUGUGCGUGUGCAUGUGUUUCAGAAAGACCUACAGGUAAAACCCUAGAGAUACAUCGCCCACCUCCAUCAUUAGGCUUCUGGUAGAAAAGUCUUUCCUGGCCUUCAAAACAAUUACAGUCCUAGCAGUAGUUGUCUGAUGACUGUUGUGAUAUUCAUAGCCUUCCCCAUGGUGUGAUAAUAGCCAGUGCAGCGUGGGAGUUGCACUAUAGCUGAUGAGCUCUUUACCAUUCAAGCAUUUCAACUCUCCAAUACCACAGUCGUACUGGUCUAUACACACACAUCCAAUGGAAAUGUGUUAGAUUUCAGACUGUAUUUGUGAACUUUGUGAUCUGACAUGUUAUGUGGUUAUAGCAGGUUCUGCCACUCCUAAAUUAAAAUACCCCCCAAACAAAAUUUUCAUGAAACUAGGCUAAUUAAAGUUCAGGAAGACUUAUAAUGUCUCUGUUUAUAGAGUGGGAUGGAUACUUUUACUUCAUCCCAACAUGAUCCACCCCUCCCACCUAUCAGUCGUCUCUGUGUGAUAACAAAGAGAUGAUAUUCAUAACAGAGGUACGUGAAACUCAAGCUAAGAAACCCAGGUCUCCAGAGUGCGGGUUAAAACAGGAGAAAAUCCACUGGACAACGUGGAAUUAAAGAUAUUGGUUUACCUGAAGGGUUAUUUGAGGUUGUAUACCUGUAAAACCGAUCUACAACAAUGUAAUUCAUUUAUUUUCAUGCCAGAUCUUCUAACUCAGACCAGAGGAACAUAAAGACUAAUUACAUUUUGUGCAGAAAGUCUAACGUGGAAUAGCAAUAAUGUCACCAACCACAUGACCACAGUCAUUCCUUAAUCCCCUCAAAGCACAUAAGGGGUGUGGGUGUGGGGUGGGGGGGGGGGGGCACAAAAAUGUUUCCCUUUUUUUGAGUGAAAAUAUACCUUUCCAACCCUGUAUUUUCUGAUUUUACUUUAGAAAAUAAAAAAAAUUCCAUGUUUAUUUUAGGACAUAAAUGUUUUGACUGCUAUCGUUCCUGCUAACAUGUUUUUAUUUACUUAUUUUUUGUUGUUAUUGUUUUUGUUCCAUUUCUGACCACAACUAAAACCUGUCUGAACUCGCAUGUACUGUGUCUGGAUCAAUGAAACUUACUAACAUGUUGUACUGGCUGUCUAGUUAGCUGCCCUCUGGUUGCAUUAGAUAUUUAAAAUGUGUAUAUUUUGUACAGAGAACAAUAAAAAUCACAUCUACUAUGCAAAAAUUGACUGGAACUUGAAUUAGAAUUACCACAUAUGUUGGUUUUUAAGUUAUUAAUGUAAAAAUCAAGAUCUUCAUUUAAGCUGGAGCUCCUAGUUUUUUGAGAACAUGUUUAUUUUAGUGUUAAGGUUUUUGUUUUUGCCAACUCCACCUUAAAGAUGCGAAUAGCAGAUUGACAAAAAGCUCCUAGUACUUUCUUGAAGGCACACUGAGAAACUUUGUCAUAUUUUUAAAUCAUUUUUUGAACCAGGUGCUAAAACGACCUUUUACAGUGUGAGUGAGAAGUCUCUCAGUCCCCUUCGCACCUUCUGGGCAGAAUAACAUGUUUGCAACUUGAGUUUCUCCAGACUGAUGACCUGAAAUCUUGCAAAGCCACGAGUCUCGUGAGAAGCAGUAACGGCAAUACAAGCUUAAACCUCUAAGGAUGAGCUACAGAAGGUUGGCAUUAUCAUGUUCUUCAUGGUGGAGCCUCCGAAGAAUCAAAAAAACUUUAUCAGAUGAAGCUAAAAAUAGAAAACAAAAGUCUGACCAAAAGAAGGGUUAAAGCUGCUAUAGGGGGCCCAUCUACUUUUGGACUAUGGGUCCACAAGUGCCAAGAAAAUGAAUGGGAGUCUAUGACCGGAUACAUUUUUUCUGAUCCCUUUUGAUAUGUGCCAUAGAUUGAACAUGUGAUGUCUAGGAAUUUUGAAGACAAAUUUUGAUGCCAAGAAAGUGCUUAUUUUCCACAGGCGACAAAAGUUAUUUUAGGUUUUGUGUGAAAACAUACAACAAACUACAAUUGUACAUCUCAACAAAUAGACAUCAUCAAACUAGACACGUAAAAGUGAAGAAAAAAUGGCUGUGAGUUUAGCAAGCUUCGAAUCCCUCUCACAGAAUGAAAGGAGCAUUAAAUGUGAAGAAAACCAAUAUGUGGAACGUAGCAGUUACACUAGGAAAGAAGAGAUUCUGCGGUGUCAUAUUGUGACUUCUGAUUUGUAGUAGUUUUACAUCCAAAUUUUUAAAAGCUAAUAAAUCUUGUCCUGUUAGGUCUUUUGGCCUGUGGGACUCUGAAGGCAGCUGAUGAGUACCGGCAGUCCUAGCAAAUUGCAGCUCGGAUGGUCGCGGAGGCAAAAACCCGGACGUGGGAGAAGUUUGGUGAGACCAUGGAACAAGACUUUGUACAGCUUUGAGAAGACUCUGGUCCACCAUCUAGCAUCUCAGGAGGGGAAAGCAGUGUUCUACAACCACUGUUUACAGUGGGGACUGUGUGCUGCCAACCUCGACUCAGAACGUUGUGGAUCGGUGGCUGGAGUACUUCAAAGACCUCCUCAAUCCCACCGGCACAUCUUCCAGUGAGGAAGCUGAGUUUGGGGACUUAGGGUUGGUCUCUUCAAUCUCUUGAGCUGAGGUUACUGAGGUGGUCAAAAAAACUCCUUGGUGGCAAGGCUCUGGGGGUGGAUGAGAUCCGCCCAGAUUUCCUUAAGGUUGGUUGACGUGGCAUCGGGGGCAGUUCCACUGGAUUAGCAGACCAGGGUAGUAGUCCCCCUAUUUGAAAAGGGGGACUGCAGGGUGAGGUCCAACUACAGGGGCAUCACACUUCCCAGAAAAGGUCUAUUCUGGGGCUCUGCAGAUGAGGUUCCGUCGGAAUGUCGAACCUCAGAUUCAGUAGGAUGUGGUUUUUCCUUGCAGUGGAACGCUGGACCAGCUCUAACCCCUUGGGGGGUCCUGGAGGGUGUGUGGGAGUUUGCCCAACAAAUCUACAUGUGUUUUGUGGAUUUGGAGAAGGUGUUUAAUUGUGUCCAUCAGGGAGCUCUGUGGGGGGUACUCUGGGAGUAUGGGGUACCAGGACCCAUGAGGGACCGAAGUAUGCUCACCCCUGCUCUGCACCUCAGUGGGAGCAAAUCCAAAGUGGUAGAAGAUCCAACCCCUCUUGAGGAAACUGGUUCUGAAGCCAGAGUCAUGCAUUGAGGUGAGUCCAACUAUUUCUAGUCUUAACCUCUCAACUUCACACCAGAGAGCUAGCUUUUGUAGCCAAAGACCGCCAGUUUAGCGACUUUUUGUGAGAAAUUUAAAGACUUUUGGGACAUUUCUUAGAGAAAUUUGGAGACUUUUGGGAGCUCUCUGUCAUGCCCCUGCUCCAGCCAAGCCCCGUUUC
This is a messenger RNA of Nothobranchius furzeri (turquoise killifish), 12426 nucleotides long. Its product is annotated as A-type potassium channel modulatory protein KCNIP2. The record is from RefSeq and is a predicted model, not a curated record. Gene Ontology annotation, cellular component: voltage-gated potassium channel complex. Gene Ontology annotation, molecular function: potassium channel regulator activity; calcium ion binding. Lineage: Eukaryota; Metazoa; Chordata; Actinopteri; Cyprinodontiformes; Nothobranchiidae. Gene Ontology annotation, biological process: regulation of potassium ion transmembrane transport.